Messenger RNA from Rana temporaria (common frog), 1333 nucleotides. Its product is annotated as fumarylacetoacetate hydrolase domain-containing protein 2-like. Gene Ontology annotation, molecular function: hydro-lyase activity. The record is from RefSeq and is a predicted model, not a curated record. The transcript is spliced from 8 exons. NCBI's taxonomy places the organism in Eukaryota, Metazoa, Chordata, Amphibia, Anura, Ranidae. The coding region runs from base 113 to 1072 and encodes 319 amino acids.
GGAAUUCUGGGAAGUGUAGUUAUGUUUGGCUGUAGAGCGGGUCACGGGACUGAGCACUGCUUCUGCCACACCAGGACACGUUGGGGGGUUCUCGUGCUGUCACCCUGGGCUAAUGUCGAUUUGGAUCCGAGGUGCAGUGCGAUUGGUCCAGCAGAACCCUGUUUGUAAUAUACAGAGACGAGGCUUCUCUCAGAUUCAGCCGCUUAGGAUGAGAUUUGUUCAGUUCCAGAGUGCCGCCUCUGCAGGCCAGAGAAUUGGUGUGGAGCUGGAUGGGGAGAAGAUCAUUGACCUAAAUUCCUUUGAUUCUUCAUUACCUCCUACAAUGAGAGCGUUCUUAGAAGCUGGAGACACAGCCUUUCAGACAGCCAAGAGAGCUUUGAACUCCGGUCAACACAUUCUGAACCGCAAUGACCUUACUAUUUUGGCUCCGAUCACCAACCCAGACAAAGUGGUUUGUGUCGGGAUGAAUUAUGUGGACCACUGCCUGGAGCAGAAUGUUCCUGUUCCUAAAGAGCCCAUCAUCUUCAGCAAGUUCCCCAGCUCAAUCAUUGGCCCAUAUGACUCCAUUGUCCUUCCACCUGAAAGCAAGGAAGUGGAUUGGGAGGUUGAAUUGGCCUUUGUUAUUGGGAAAAGAGGGAAAAACAUUAAGGAGGAAGAUGCAAUGGAGUAUGUUGCUGGGUUCACUGUUGCUCAUGACGUCAGUGCCCGUGACUGGCAGAUGAAGAAGAAUGGCAAGCAGUGGCUGCUGGGUAAAACAUUUGACACAUUCUGUCCACUUGGGCCAGCAUUGGUUAGUAAAGACUCCAUUUCAGACCCUCAUGGACUUGGAAUUCGCUGUCGAGUCAAUGGGAACCUCGUCCAAGAUAGUAACACAAACCAGAUGGUCUUCAAGACACAAAGUCUCAUAGCCUGGGUCUCAAAAUUUGUCACUCUUUAUCCAGGAGAUGUAUUUCUAACUGGGACCCCCCCUGGAGUUGGUGUAUUCAGAAAGCCUCCAAUAUACCUAAAGGCAGGAGAUGUGGUUGAGUGUGAAAUUGAUGAACUGGGAGUGAUCAGAAACCCUGUGAUGUGAGGACUGGUACACCAAAUGUAGUGCGGAAGACUCAGGUUUAAUAAUAAUCCACGAUUCACGUUUUAUAAGCAGAACAGGAAUCUUCCUACUGCGACACGUGUCUGCAAGGCCACAAACUAAAGCUAACCUUUACAUUUCACUAAUCAGAUUCAAAUCAAAUAAUUAAGCAAAUUGCACACAUACUUUUAAACAAGACAAAAAUCAACUUAAAUAUGUUUUACAACUUUGUAAAUAAAAGCAAAGAAUUAGUAUUUUAAAGUA